GGCUAUGGCUCGGUCCGACCCGUGCGCGCCGCCCUCGCUGCUCCUGCUGGUCUUGGCGCAGCUGGCGGGCCGGGCGGCGGCCGCCUCCAAGGCCCCUGUGUGCCAGGAAAUCACGGUGCCCAUGUGUCGCGGCAUCGGCUAUAACCUGACCCACAUGCCCAACCAGUUCAACCACGACACGCAGGACGAGGCGGGCCUGGAGGUGCACCAGUUCUGGCCGCUGGUGGAGAUCCACUGCUCGCCGGACCUGCGCUUCUUCCUGUGUUCCAUGUACACGCCCAUCUGCCUGCCGGACUACCAUAAGCCGCUGCCGCCCUGCCGCUCCGUGUGCGAGCGCGCCAAGGCCGGCUGCUCGCCGCUCAUGCGCCAGUACGGCUUCGCCUGGCCGGAGCGCAUGAGCUGCGACCGCCUCCCGGUGCUGGGCCGGGACGCCGAGGUCCUAUGCAUGGAUUACAACCGCAGUGAGGCCACUACGGCGCCCCCCAGGCCUUUCCCCGCCAAGCCCACCCUCCCAGGCCCGCCGGGGGUGCCGGCCUCUGGGAGCGAGUGCGCCGCCGGGGGCCCGUCGGUGUGCAAGUGCCGUGAACCCUUCGUGCCCAUUCUGAAGGAAUCGCACCCGCUCUACAACAAGGUGCGGACGGGCCAGGUGCCCAACUGCGCGGUGCCGUGCUACCAGCCCUCCUUCAGCCCCGACGAGCGCACGUUCGCCACCUUCUGGAUUGGCCUGUGGUCUGUGCUGUGCUUCAUCUCCACCUCUACCACCGUGGCCACUUUCCUAAUAGACAUGGAACGCUUCCGCUACCCUGAGCGCCCCAUCAUCUUCCUGUCAGCCUGCUACUUGUGCGUGUCGCUCGGCUUCCUGGUGCGCCUGGUCGUGGGCCAUGCCAGCGUCGCCUGCAGCCGCGAGCACAGCCACAUUCACUAUGAGACGACGGGCCCGGCGCUGUGCACUGUCGUCUUCCUGCUGGUCUACUUCUUCGGUAUGGCCAGCUCCAUCUGGUGGGUCAUCCUGUCGCUCACCUGGUUCCUGGCGGCUGGCAUGAAGUGGGGCAAUGAGGCCAUCGCGGGCUAUGCGCAGUAUUUCCACCUGGCCGCGUGGCUCAUCCCGAGCGUCAAGUCCAUCACGGCGCUGGCACUGAGCUCUGUGGACGGGGACCCGGUAGCCGGCAUUUGCUACGUGGGCAACCAGAACCUGAACUCCCUGCGCGGCUUUGUGCUGGGCCCGCUGGUCCUCUACCUGCUGGUGGGCACGCUCUUCCUCCUGGCGGGCUUCGUGUCGCUCUUCCGCAUCCGUAGCGUCAUCAAGCAGGGAGGCACGAAGACGGACAAGCUGGAGAAGCUCAUGAUCCGCAUCGGCAUCUUCACGCUGCUCUACACGGUGCCCGCCAGCAUCGUGGUGGCCUGCUACCUGUACGAGCAGCACUACCGCGAGAGCUGGGAGGCUGCGCUCACCUGCGCCUGCCCCGGCCCCGACGCCGGCCAGCCGCGCGCCAAGCCCGAGUACUGGGUGCUCAUGCUCAAGUACUUCAUGUGCCUCGUGGUGGGCAUCACGUCGGGCGUCUGGAUUUGGUCCGGCAAGACUGUGGAGUCGUGGCGGCGCUUCACCAGCCGUUGUUGCUGCCGCCCGCGGCGGGGCCACAAGAGCGGCGGCGCCACGGCCACCGCGGACUAUGCCGAGGCGAGCGCAGCGCUCACGGGCAGGACCGGGCCGGCGGGCCCCGCCGCGGCCGCCUACCACAAGCAGGUGUCCCUGUCGCACGUGUAGGAGGCGGAGGCCGCGGGAGGCCGGGAGUUGGGGGGGAGGGGGUGUUUUGUUUGGUAGCUUUGCCAAGUUCACUUCCGUUUACCUUCCUGGUGCCGAUGCCCCCUCCUGGGGCAACUUGGAGAGAGAGGGAAAAGGGGCCGUUCCAAGGGAGCUCCAGUCCCAGGACUUCUCAAACGGGCUCAGCUCACGUGUAUUCUAUUUUACGUCUCUUACUGCCUUUUUUAGGGGAACCUGUUUUUAAUUUAUAUGUUGUUUUCUUAAUUUUUAACUUUGUUGCAUUUUGGCAGCAAAAUUUAUCUUUGAUUUGGGGGCUUUACAAACCUAAGGUUGGCAUUAUAAUGAAGUUCCACUGGGUUCAGGUUUCUGUGAACUGUGUGGUCUAAAUUGGGAAAAUAUAUUUCCUAUAUUUGUGUCUGUUUAAAAAAAAUGUGAACAGUGAAAGUUUAGGUUGCAUGACUGGGAGGUUGACAAGUGUGCUUUUCAGCUUGUUUCUCCUUCUACUGCUCAAGUGUCCAAAAUGUUCUAAGGUGAGCAGCUUGUCCCUGUUUAUAGGUCCUGAGUUAGGGGAGACCCCAAAUCAUACCAAGGAGGGGGAGCAUAAGGCAGUUAUGGACUCCCAUGAGUGACAAGGUUAGGGAAUAAUCUCCUACUAGUGACUGUGUUCAUCCUAGCUUUGUUUAUCGAUUCUCAGUUUCUUUUCUAUCGUAUGUGUCAUCAUUCUCAUUCUUAACAGCACCAGAAUUAUCUUGCACAAGUUAGAGGUAGCAUUAUAGAGUGUCUGGUAUAAAUAUUUGGAAUCGUGAGGACCUAGGGAUGGUAACUGGUUGAGCUUGAAUUCUACACUGUUAAGAUGGCAGCUUUGUGACACAGAAGGAGUGGGUGUUUCUUAAUAGCCUCAGUGAUUUCCAAUUUUUAAAGAAUAAUAACGUGUUAUAAUUUUGUUGAAGGUAAACCCACUCCCUUUUUCUGAAACGGAGCUCCUUUUUAGAUGGAAGGACUAAACGGGAUAAACCUCCAGUGAUAAAUUUCUAACACUUCUCUUAUCUGCUCCACCCCAUCCCACCUCUUUUAUCAUGUUAAACAGUCUUUUUGCUUUUCUUAUUCCUCCUCUCCUGGAGCGCUGUGAUUAGAAACCACACCCACCCUGAAUGAGGUGCAUGAACUGGGGGGAGGGAGGCUGGCUACCUGUGAAUAAACAUUGGCAGCAAUGAGGGAAAAUAAGUGUCCCUGGACUUUGGACUAGCUUGUAGCCAGAUAGUCCCAAAGCAGCAAGACCUUGUUCUCUGCAGUCUCUGAAAACAAAUGAGACCCUCACAAAUAACACACCUGCAUAAGCUUUUAAAGUAGGGAUAGUGAACUGCUACAACAGGAGCAAGGCUGCUACCCUACCUCACUAUAUUUUCCUUUUCCUCUUUUUCUGAGGAAGCCUGGAUAUUGAUGAGCACACACAUGUGCAUGCACACACACAAACACACACACUGCUGUUAGAGAACUGUUUGCUUACCUAAUCUGUUUAACCAUUCCUUCGUGAAGAGUGUGAGGCUGUGACUGGGGAAGAGGGGGUGACAGUGACCAGGGAUUGGAGAGCUAAAAUGGCUAAAGCAACUAAAAUUUGAGAAUGCCUCCCUAGAAAACCAGUCUAGACAUUUGUGCUUCAGUUAUACUAAAGUCGGAAAAGUAAGAUUUAAGCCCAGGUCAAUUUUCAGUUCAUGGGUGCUAAGUAAACAAAUGCACAGUUCUUGUAGUGGAUUUAAAUGCUUUUCUGGUGGGGGGAAGCCUGGUAUUAUUAGUUUUAAGGACUCUCAAAAGCAGUUCACGUUUAUUAAAAAAUGCACUGCGCUUACACACUCAUGCUUGGAAUCUAAGUUAAAAUUUGAGUGGAUUUGACAAAACCUAAUACACAUAGCUACAGAACUUUUUGCAAAUCUUACUCCUCUACUUAUUCAGAAGCUUCUUAGAACCUUGAAAUAGAUUCCCUUGUCUGAGGGCCAAUCCCUCUCCUGUUUUUCAAGUGAGGAACUUCUCUGAGCACCUUGACCUUUCCCUCAUUUAGUAUGUCUUCCCAGAAGGCACAUAGAUUGUUCUGCAGCCUUCAGUCAAUGUGCUUAUUUUGGGUUGUCCCCUUUCUUCUUUUUCUUUGUGGAGGAAUCUAGAAACGAUGCAUAGUGUAUCUAAAAGUACUGGGAUGAAGUAAUUUCUUUGUUUUAAAGAAUUGUUUUUUCAUUUUGGCAACAUACCAUACUUAAAAAGAACAACCAAUUUACCUUUAAAAAAAAAGUUAAGACAAAAAGGGUAUACUAAGCCAAGGGGAGACAAUAUAGGCAAUAUUUUUGGGGGUCUAGUUGCAGACCAGCUUCCAGAGCUACCUGUUUUCAGUCUCUGUUCUCACCCUGACUCCCCCUAACCCCUCAAAAGAUAAAGCCCACCUGCGCCCAUGAAGUCUUACUAAUAUCAACCACCCCAUCCCCUAUGCGGGUUAGAGAAGCCAGACCUAUUUAUAUUCAUCCCUAUUACUACGCGUGCAGCAUGUGUGCACACGCACACACACACGCGAGUGUGUGCACACACAAGAUUUUCCCUAUUUGCAUUUUUGUGAUGCAAAUAAUCCAUACUUAAGAAAACAGUUAUAAAAUGAAAGGUGGUGGAGUGGUUUAGCAACUUUUUCACACCAGCUCUGUGAAGUUGCAGAGGCUUUAGGGCCCAGUUUAGUCUCACUUGUACAGCUUCUGGGCUGUCCCUCUCAUGGCUCAAAUUUUCACUUGAUAGAUUAGGGGGCAAAGAUUUAAAAGCUUGUCUAAAGGAAUUAAUGUGACCUCUCUGUGAAUCAGUUGACCAGAUUUUAGGAAGUCUUUUUUAUUUAUGUUACUAACCUCCUCACAUUUUGGUCUAAACUGGCUGAAAAUUAUUUUUCUUGGUGCCUUAUUGGUUUAUCCUUGCAAGCCCUUUGUCAUAUCUUCAUGUAACCAUUUCCAGUGAUGGGCCUCUGUGUGUGUGUGUGUGUGUGUGUGUGUGUGUGUGUGUGUGUGUGUGUGUGUGUGUGUGUGUGUGUGUGUGUGUGUGUGUGUGUUGUGUGUUAACAGUGUGUAUGUACAAGCUUAAAAAAUGUGCCAGCGGCAUUGUUUCCAAGUGGUAUUCAUUAGGCUGUUUCCUUCUGGGCCAGGGCUGCACUGAUCCUGACACUGGCUGCCAGGAGAAAACCUCACGGAUCCCACCUCGACCCUCACUAACAGCCAUGACCUGCACUCUGGAGCAUGGGAGGGGAACCCCUGAGCUAGGAAAUAGAGUUAUAUAUUUUAAUUAACUUCUACCCCUGCUAAAGAGGCUUCUUUACCUUUUGUGCUCCACAGAAAGACCAAGGCAGGUAGGAGGGACAAGCUUUGUGUAAUUGCUUCCUAACACCAAAUGUGGCCAACAGGACUGAGGACAUCACAGCUGGAGGCCGGGGUGAAGUGCAGUGGCCGACAACUCCCUGCGUCCUCUGCCUGCGCUCUCUGCCUCCCAAGUCCAAGUGAUCCUGGGGAAGAAACGUGCCUAGGUGGGAGGGUGGUUCUGAAAGAGAAGUUACCAAGAACAUUAAAUCAGGAUGAAAGCAGGCAGUUUGUAAAUAACAAAGUAACCUGACUUGGAACUCUCAAAGGCUUCUAACAGCUUGAUGACAAAUACAGGAUUGAUUUCAGCCAGGAUACUGUCUAUGGUUUAUUUUAAGACAAUAUUAUUUUGUGUUGUUACAAACUGUAUGUAUAGUAUGUAUGUGCUGUGGGUGUAUAUAUACAUAAUAUAUAUUAUAUAUAUGAAAGAUUUAGUGACUUUUGAUACGGGUUUGGUGCAGGUGAAUUUAUUACUGAGCCAAAUGAGGCACAUACCGAGUCAGUGGUUUGAGUCCAGGGCAUUCAAUACUUUUUAAUGAUUUCCAUAUAUGUCUAGUGCCUAUCAUGCAAUAUCAUCACUAGCAUGUCCAAUCCAGAACUACCGAAUCAGAGCCAGUGAUACUGUAUUUGUAGACAAUCAACUUGAAUCUAUAAAUUAUUAAUGGUAGAUGAUUAUAAUUCAAAAUCCAUAGCAUUAACAAAAGAAAACCCAGAGCAUCUUGGUAAGAAGUUUUGUUUUUGUUUUGUUCCUGGGAAUGAGUAGAACAGCAGUUGUGGUUGGUUAUGUUAGUCUCAAAUACAUAAUUUGCUGACAUUAUUUCAGAAAAAAAUUUGUAUUUGUGGGAAGAUAAAAUAAUGAUUUGAGAUUUUUAUCAAAUACAGAGUAGUUAUUUAUGAAAAACAAAGAAAUGUCUAUUUUUGUUUCUUUGUUCCCACUUACUGUAGAUAAAUUUUAAAGUGCAUUAAAGCAAUGAUAAAGAAAAUAAAAA
Manis pentadactyla (Chinese pangolin) is the source of this 6122-nucleotide messenger RNA. It is a transcript of the gene FZD5, whose product is annotated as frizzled class receptor 5. Gene Ontology annotation, molecular function: Wnt-protein binding; Wnt receptor activity. The record is from RefSeq and is a predicted model, not a curated record. Gene Ontology annotation, cellular component: plasma membrane. Bases 5 to 1765 code for a protein of 586 amino acids. Gene Ontology annotation, biological process: non-canonical Wnt signaling pathway; canonical Wnt signaling pathway. The transcript has a single exon. Lineage: Eukaryota; Metazoa; Chordata; Mammalia; Pholidota; Manidae.